GACCAACCCGCUUCUUUCUCAGUCAGCUUUGUUGCUGUCAUCCAGUUUGUUGUUUUAUCACAGCUGAUUUGUUUAUUAUCACAAAAAAAUAAUUUUUAACACGAUUUUUGUGAUCGCGCGGGUGUUGUGUGAACUGUGUAUGACAAAGGUGUAGCUUAUCUACAGCCUAGUAUUCUCAAAUACCUAUUAAACUUAGGACUUGUUGAAUAAUUACGUCGUAACCAUAAGCUUGCAGUAUAUAGUUUCCUGAAUAUUCUACAUCAACCUCUUAGAAGCGUCCAUAAAAAUGGACGAACACCGCGACACGACAUAAAAUCCAACCCGUGAUCCACCAACACGAGAUUCCCGCCCGAAACUUUACUAUUAAUUUAUAAGAAUAACUCCGCCUAAACAAUUUAAAACUAGAACACAAAAUUCGAACGUAAAUGUUAAAGUAACCCGCGAAAUCCGUUCGAAGAGAAAUUUGAAAUUUGAACUCGUUCCAAAAUGCCGGCCAUUUUGACGAAGAUUCGCGAGCAGGCGUCGAGGGUGCAACUGCAGCCGUCAUUGGCCGUUGGCGUUGGGGUGGGGGUAGCAUUAGCUGCGUGUGCGCUGUAUGGAACACGGGAGAAGAAACAGAGUCCACCAUGCCAUAAUAACAAUAAUUAUAAGGUGGCAAAGAAUGGCAAACUCCACGUGGUGGAGAACGGCAAGUCCACGGAGACUUGCGGUGGGAGAUGCGGCGCGGAGCAGUGCGCGUUAUGCCGUGGGGAAGUGGACACAGAUAACAAGCAGAAUAUUGAUGAAGCAGAUGAAGAGAAAUCGACCUUGGAGGAGCACGUUCCAGGGUUGAAUCUAGAGUUCGUCCGUCAGCUGGUGUCGUUGGCACGGAUCAUGGUGCCAGGAGUCCGCAGCCACGAGGUGCUGCUUCUGUCAGCACACACGCUAUGCCUCUUUACCAGAACGUUCCUUUCCAUAUAUGUAGCCUCGCUGGAGGGGUCCAUAGUCAAACACAUAGUCCAGAAGGACAUGCGGCGCUUCGCAGCACUCUUGAUGCAGUGGUUCGGCAUCGCCAUACCAGCUACCUUCAUCAACUCGAUGAUCAGAUACUUGGAAGGUCGCCUGGCCCUUGCCUUCCGUACCAGGCUGGUCAACCACGCUUACGAACUGUACUUCAAGAAUCAGACCUACUAUAGGGUCGCCAAUCUCGAUGCUAGAAUCGAAAAUGCUGACCAUAGGCUAACGGAGGAUGUGUCAGUCUUCGCGCAGUCAGUCGCGCACCUCUACAGCUCCUUGACGAAGCCGUGCUUCGACUUGCUCCUCAUAGUCCUCACACUUGCCAGCUACUCCAGCAAGAUGAAGGGGAACAUAUUUAUUGGUCCAAGCAUAGCAUUCGUGGUUAUCUGCAUCACUGGUCAAAUCCUGCGCAUGCUGUCUCCGCGUUUCGGCGCACUGGCCGGCGAGGAAGCUCGCAUGAAGGCCAACCUGCGCCACGUGCACUCCAGGCUCAUAGCGCAUGCUGAAGAGGUCGCCUUCUACGGAGGGCACAAGGUGGAACACGAACAGCUGCAAUCAGCGUACAAGGAGCUGACGACACAGAUGACAUCGGUGUUCAAGGCCAAGCUGUGGUACGUGAUGCUGGAGCAGUUCUGCAUGAAGUACGUGUGGUCCGGCACCGGUAUGGUCAUGUUGGCACUACCGAUACUCACCGGCACCAAGGGAGGGUCGUCAGAAGACGGCAUCAGCGCGCGAGCAGAGUACAUGACCACGUCCAGGAAUCUUCUCAACUCCGCAGCCGAUGCCAUCGAGCGACUGAUGUCUAGUUAUAAGGAGAUAGUGACGCUGGCGGGCUACGCCACGCGCGUAUCGGACAUGCUGCUGGUGUUCGGCGAGGUGGCGCGCGGCCGCUGCGUGCGCGCCGUGCACGUGGCCGCCGCCGCGCCCGGGGGGUUCCAGGUCACCUUCCGGGACAACCGGCCCGUGCCGCAAGGCAAGAUAACAUAUACGAGUGACCAAUCGAUCCAUCUCCGGAACGUGCCAAUUGUGACGCCCGCGUGUGACGUGGUCGCCAGCGGGGUCAGCCUGGACAUCUGUCCCGGGACACACCUGCUCAUCGUCGGCCCUAACGGCUGCGGCAAGUCUAGUUUAUUCCGUAUAAUCUCGGGCCUGUGGCCGGUGUUCGGCGGCGAGCUGUCUGUGCCGCGGCCGUGCGCCUGCGCACACUGCGCCGACGAGACCAGUCUCAGUGACAACACACACUGCGUCUCAAGGCCCAUCAUGUUCUAUAUACCACAAAGGCCGUACAUGUCCCAAGGCUCCCUGAUCGACCAAGUGACGUACCCGUCGCGGGCGUCCGCGGACGACCAGGAGGCGGAGGCGCGCGCGGCGCACAUCCUGCGCGUGGUGCGGCUGGACGCCUGCGCCGCCAGGCACGGCGGGCUGCGGGCCGUCAGGGACUGGAGGGCCACGCUGUCGGGCGGGGAGAAGCAGAGGAUGGCCAUGGCCCGGAUGUUCUAUCAUCGGCCAGUAUAUGCUCUUCUGGACGAGUGCACGUCAGCGGUGUCCAUGGAAACGGAGGUAGUGAUGUACGAGGAGGCUGUCAAGGAGGGCAUCACUCUCCUCUCCAUCACUCAUCGACCCAGCGUCUGGAAAUACCACACGCACGUGUUAGAGUUCGACGGCGCUGGGGGUUGGUCGUUCAGGCCGCUUGAGAAAGAUGCUCCAGUGGCGCCUCUUGCGCCUGCCGCCCCUGCUACGACAGACAGCAUUGAUACCAAGGCUCUGGCCUAGAUUCACUCCUAGUUCAUAGAAUAAGGAAUACGACGAAUAGAACGGCAAGUCAGGCUAGGUUUCCCCCCCUCAUCACCUUCAGUCUUACUUUAGUCUUCAAUCGUAUGGCCGUCAGACGUCACACACAGUUGCGCGUGUACGAUAACGUCAAUGUGUAGUGUCUGUGUAAAACGAGAUGUUUUGAACGAAGUGUCCGGGGUGUGGGUAGAUGCAAUUUACAAAGUAGAGAACCAGGUGGACUUAGUGUCACCCUUUUCCAUGUUUUCUCGUCGUUUAAGGGUUCCACACCUGUCAGCACCUCAUCGCACUAUCCUAUGCUUCUAUACCUUUCUGUUACUCAGGACCCUUGAGGAGCUCGGUGGCGCAGCGGUUAACGCGCUCGGUCUGCGAUUGUUGAAGUUAAGCAACUUUCGCAAAGGCCGGUCAUAGGAUGGGUGAUCAAAAAAAAGUUUUCAUCUGAUAGAUAGAUAGAUAAAAACAUUUAUUUGGUCUACAGACACACAUGCAUACAAAAAGAAAAAGAUUAGAUACAGACAACCAAUCAACAGAGACGAAGCUCUGUAUUAAACACGCCAGGUAUAUCUCGAGCUCCUCCGUGCUUCGGAAGGCACGUUAAGCCGUUAGUCCCGGCUGCAUUAACAGUCGUUAAUAACCCUCAAUCCGCACUGGGCCCGCGUGAUGGUUUAAGGCCCGAUCUCCCUAUCCAUCCAUAGGGAAGGCCCGUACCCCAGCAGUGGGGACGUUAAUGGGCUGAUGAUGAUGAUGACUCAGGACCCUCAUUUGUUAGAGCGAGAGAGGCAAUAGCGUGUGUAAGUGUGCGGUUUGGCUUUCUCCCUCUAGCAAAAGAAGUUUCUGAGUAACAGAAGGGAAUAGAAACAUAGGUCAAAAACUUAUUCGGAAAUCAUUGGUUUAGGCCCGUGCUAGCAGUCGAACCUGUGACCUUACAUUGAGAGUCAAGCGUUCUUCUAACUGAGCUACAACGGCUAACACUAACAUACAUGAGUCAUUUCAAAGAUUUCCGACCCUGUGAAAUGUCUAUGUCUGGAUGGAUUAAUCCCCUUUGCCUGUCCUACGGACAAAAUAAACAAGAAAAAGUGUCUAUGGUGCUGACACUGACAUUAGGCCGCCAUAUUGGUUAUGUAAAUGAGACAAGCAUAGCUUACUGACGAUAGCAGCAUGAUCUCAUAGCUUCCUCAGGAGUCUCGCCUACGACCGUUUGCAGCGAUGCAGUCGUGCGUUUAAAACCCGCAAUAGCGUCGCUACUAACGCGGUCUAGUCGCAAUUCCAACGCGGUAUAGAAGCGAUAGUAACGCGUGACUGGAUCGAUACAAACGCGCUAUUGUAUCGGUACAAACGCGUGGCUGUAUCGAUACAAACGCGCUACUGUAUCGAUACAAACGAGCGACCGUAUCGAACGACAUCGGGGGAAGAAUUGAGGAGGGGGGUGUCAGUGGACAACCACGUUUGCAUCGCGACUGCAUCGCUGCAAAUUGUUGCCGUGAGCGAGGGCCCUUAUAAUGGGUCAAAGAAAUAAAAUUCGGACAAGCAUAAAAAAAUAUUGUAGUAAAUAGCGAAGCUCCUAUCUUGCACCAUACUAUAUUGCUAUAGUAAAUAAAAAUAUUAGUGCAUGACCAAUUUUGAUAUGAUUCUUAUGUGAUAUGAUAACUAUGAUAAAUAUUAAGUGAUCGUUUUGUAUAUACUUUAUUUCGGUAAAAUGGCUCUACUACCAUUGAGGAUAAAAACUGUCUAUUUCUCCCAUCAGGUGUCGCUACUGUUGAGUGUUCUUAAAUUUUGACAGUUCCCUAUACUAUUUGAGUAUACAAACAUAUUGCUUUGGUUAUAUUUUCACACUAUAACCCUUUGCACAGCGUUUAACUGCAAAAUCAUAGUGUUACAACUUAUAUUUAGUCCCUAAAGAUCGGAAUGAAGAAAGGAAUUUUUACUUAGGAAUACUUAUUUUCAAUAAAAACUGCCUUUUUUCCGAAUGGCUGCUUUUAUUUUUCUUAACUCAGCUUUCAGACGGGAUACACUCCACGUUGCUUCACAGCUUAUAGCAAUUUAUCACGAUUUUUAGCUGGACAGUAUGGAGAACUGUCAAAAUUUAGGAACACUCAACAGUGCUGCCACCUACAUUUGAGUUUGUAGAUUUUAUCCUCAUUCAUUGAGGGAUUUUCUUUUUAUUUUUAUCCUAACUGCUGGAUAGAUGGCGCUGAACUUUGUAGGUUACUGCAAGGAACGGAACGUUAUAUUAUUUGAAAGUAAGAAAGAAAGAAACACUGUAAGUGUUUCACACUCACACUUACACCAUAGACACGAAUUACAUUAUAUUUGAAAUUUUCUUUUUGAAAUCAUAAAACGAAACGCAUUUUUCUAAUAUUUAUGUUUUGAAAAUAAAAUUAAUUAUCAAAUAACGAAGAAAGAAAACUGAACCUUAUCAGAAUGUCCCGACAGAGAAUAGGAAAACUUUGUUUCGUUGAUUUAUUUUUUAAAUUAAAUGAAAGUUUUUUUUUCUAUCCUUGGCAUUUUGGCUAUGGCCCAGUAGCGUAGUUGGUUAAGCGCCAUCUUGAGAACUAAUUUUUUAAAUUCGAAAAAAGAAAAUCUCCCAUUAUAGCUGAAAAUUAUUAAAAUAUAAAAAAUAAAGAAUUUCAUAAGUACACAGCCAAAUAUCAAUAUCAAGUAAGUUAGGUACUUAACACUACCAUUGCACACGCAGUCUUCCUUGAAAUAGUUUAUAAAGUAAAAAUAUAUUGCAAGUGACAUACUCCACCAACCCGCAGUGGAGGAGUGUGGUGGAGUGUGCUCCAUACCCCCUCCAGUAGUAAAAUCUAUUUCCAAUUUUUAACCAAUUUUUAACUUGAUCCAGAAACACUAAUUAUACCAGUUAAUAGUUUAAUAUAACUAAUUUACGCAUAAUUUUAUUUAAAAAAAAACCUAUGUUUAUUAAUGAGAUUAUUAUUAAAAAAUGGCUGUUAAACGAUUUUUACUACCUAUUAUUUUUUUACGAAAAUUUUAUUUUUUUAUUUCUUUUUUGUGACAUAUCGAAAUUAUGGAUAGAAUAGAAAUUGUAUUGAAAUUAUGUAUGGAGAUUGUAUGGAGUGUGUAUAGUGUAAAUAUUUUAAUGUUAAGACACUUCAGUGAUGUUUUAGGGAAUUUUAAAAAAUAAACGGGGAUUUUUUAUUAAUGA
This is a messenger RNA of Pectinophora gossypiella (pink bollworm), 5953 nucleotides long. It is a transcript of the gene ABCD, whose product is annotated as ATP-binding cassette sub-family D member. Gene Ontology annotation, biological process: fatty acid beta-oxidation; long-chain fatty acid import into peroxisome; peroxisome organization. Gene Ontology annotation, cellular component: peroxisomal membrane. The transcript has 16 exons. The coding region runs from base 487 to 2769 and encodes 760 amino acids. NCBI's taxonomy places the organism in Eukaryota, Metazoa, Arthropoda, Insecta, Lepidoptera, Gelechiidae. The record is from RefSeq and is a predicted model, not a curated record. Gene Ontology annotation, molecular function: ATP hydrolysis activity; ABC-type transporter activity; long-chain fatty acid transmembrane transporter activity.